Stegastes partitus (bicolor damselfish) is the source of this 1804-nucleotide messenger RNA. Its product is annotated as beta-taxilin-like. NCBI's taxonomy places the organism in Eukaryota, Metazoa, Chordata, Actinopteri, Pomacentridae. Gene Ontology annotation, molecular function: syntaxin binding. The transcript has 10 exons. The record is from RefSeq and is a predicted model, not a curated record. Bases 145 to 1728 code for a protein of 527 amino acids.
UGGUUUAUUUUGAGGUGGUCUUAUCACAGCUGUUGUAUCUGUGGUGGCAGCCUGUCCAAAGCCCCCUCGACACUCUUCCUUUUCCCCCUCUGGCCCUUGGUCCCGGACCAACUGUCUCCCUCUCAGCACUACAGAAUCAGAACAAUGGAGGCUUGUCAGGAGAGCAGCCCUGCACCCACGGGUCCAUCGCCAGCCGAGGACCGCCACAUUGACCUGACAGAGGACCUGGGCCAACAGCUGGAGGACAUCAUUAGCACCUACCAGGGUGCUGAGAUUCCAGCUGAGCCAGAGGACACAGAGGAGGUCACAGCCGUCAAAGAGUCAGACGCCCGCAAGGACCAGAAACUGGAGAAGAAGAUGCUCAAAAACCUAGGGAAGGAAGCCAUGCUGCUGAUGCAAAGUCUGAACAAACUCGGCACUCCUGAGCAGAAACUGGAGGCCAUCAUCAAGAAGCACGCUGAGCUGCUAGAGGAGCAUCGCAGCGAUCAGAAGCAGAUGAAGGUUCUGCAGAAGAAGCUGCUCCAAGUGAUGAAGGAGAAGGACCAGCUGCAGAGCGAGCACAGCCGGGCGGUGUUGGCUCGCAGCAAACUGGAAGGGCUCUGCAGAGAGCUGCAGAGACACAACAAGACUCUAAAGGAGGAGACCCUGCAGAGGUGCAGAGAGGACGACCUGAAGAGGAAAGAGAUCACCACCCAUUUCCAGGGGACGCUCAGUGAGAUUCAGGCCCAGAUCGAGGAGCACAGCAGCCGCAACACCAAGCUGUGUCAGGAGAACAGCGCUCUGGCAGAAAAACUGAAGGGACUCAUUUCACAGUACGACCAGCGAGAGGCGAACCUGGAAAAGGUCUUCAAGCACAGAGACCUGAAAGAAAAGCUGCUGGAAACCAAACUCCAGCAGGCAAACAUGUUCCUGAAAGAGGCGGAGGAGAAGCACAAGCUGGAGAAAGAGCUUCUGCUAAAGCAGACGGCGGAGUAUAAAUUGCAAGUGAAGGUCAUGAAGGAGCAAGAAAUCGAUAUGAAGACCCAGCUCGAUAUGUACUCCAGGAAGUUUGAUGAAUUCCAGGGCACGGUAUCAAAGAGUAACAGUGUCUACAGCGGCUUCAAACAGGACAUGGACAAAAUGGCCAAGAAAAUGAAAAAGCUGGAUAAGGAGUGCCAGUCAUGGAAGAGUCGCUUUGAUGGCUGCAACAAGAAUCUCAUUGACAUGGUGGCAGAUAAAGCCAUCAAGGAAAAGGAGUUUGAGCUUCUCACCAUCAAGAACCAGAAGCUGGAGAACCUGUGCAGGGCUUUGCAAGAGGAAAGGAAGAGUCUGUAUGAGAAGGUACAGGGAGCUGGCAGUCAACAGGAAGUCAACACCGCUGAGCAGACAGAGAAGGAGGUUCCUGAGGUGCAGGAGACCCCCAAAGACCCCAAAGAGGAUCAACCCGUCCAGACCACUGCAGCACCAGCAGCUCCAGCAGCUCCAGCAGCUCCCACCAGGACACCGACGUCUCCCCUGACCGAUGAACUGGCUAAACUGAAGGCUGAACAGGCCCUUCUGAAGGAAAUCGCCACUUCUUUCACGAUCUCUCACGUCACACCCACAGAAACAGACGCCAGCCAAUCACAUGGACUCUCCGAGGGCGUCCAGGAGCCACAAGAGAACCACACGGAGGAGAGCAAACAGCAGGAAAUCAAUCAGGACGGAUACCAAGAAGAGAGAGAUCUGGAGAUGGAGUCGGUUGAUUAAUGCUGAGACCUCCGCGAAAAGAAACCUGGUUCAUGUGAGAUGCAAUAGCAAUAAAAAGAAAAAUGCUGGCUUUGUG